CGUUGUUGCUACGACUGUUCGUCGUUGCUAAUAGCAGCGACGACACAGCAGCUGCAACGACAAUGAUAAAUUCUCAUCUCCCGCGGCAGCCGCCGCCCACGGCUGGCGGUGGAGGAGGAGGAGGAGGAGGAAGCCGCCGGAGCAUGAAGCAUACAAAGCAGCAGCAUGCAGAUCUCAACUUCAUGAGCAAAAGGAAAGUGCCAAAUGGACCUGACCCUGUCCAUAACCGGAGAAAAGGAGACUCCCAUCGAUCGCCGGGCAGAGAUUAAUUAGCUUGAUGAGAAGUCAUUAGCCAUGCAUGAAUUAAUGGUCUAACCAAGA
Cuscuta campestris is the source of this 321-nucleotide messenger RNA. NCBI's taxonomy places the organism in Eukaryota, Viridiplantae, Streptophyta, Magnoliopsida, Solanales, Convolvulaceae. The record is from the annotation of a GenBank genome assembly.